Pseudoliparis swirei is the source of this 2921-nucleotide messenger RNA. It is a transcript of the gene anapc2, whose product is annotated as anaphase promoting complex subunit 2. Gene Ontology annotation, cellular component: anaphase-promoting complex. Gene Ontology annotation, molecular function: ubiquitin protein ligase binding. Bases 214 to 2718 code for a protein of 834 amino acids. Lineage: Eukaryota; Metazoa; Chordata; Actinopteri; Perciformes; Liparidae. Gene Ontology annotation, biological process: ubiquitin-dependent protein catabolic process. The record is from RefSeq and is a predicted model, not a curated record. The transcript has 13 exons.
AGAAGAAGACGACGAAGAAGAAAACCCGCGAUACCAAAGCAACAACCAUGUAAACGUGACUUCAAAUUCAUCGCAGAAGAGUUUUACAGAUAAAAAGAAAUUGUUAUUAUUUUAUUAUUAACUAUCGGACACGAUGCGCGUCUAGCGGCGGACCCAGAGGUUAGAUGCUCCGCUCGGGACAGAAGGUUCGUGUUUACUGAGCAGUCCCAGAACAUGGAGGACGUCGCGAUGGAGUCGGACCCGGCGGAGGGUUCCGGUCCCGCCAGGGGGGUCGCCGAGGGCUGGGAGACCGUCACCGCAGCCUUGAUGUCUCCCGGCUCCUCGGAGAUGGACCAGAACCUCUCGGACUCCCUGGCCCUGCUGGGGGGUCCCGGUCUGGACCGGCUGCUGGGCGGCUGGCUGCUGGAGACGCUGCAGAUGCGCCUGUCCUCCUCGGUGGUCCCCGAGUUCUGGACCGGACUCAAACAGCCGGAGAACGAGCUGGAGGAGCGGGGCCGGGCCUGGGUCCUCCUAACCGCCUUCCGGACCCUCCUGGACCGGCUGGAACCUUUUCUGGGCGGUCUGCAGAAGCUGGGCACGUGGCAGGACGAGGGCCGCGGCAGCCUGUGCGGUCCCGGGCUCGGGGGCCUCCAGGACCGGGCCUUCACCGUGAUCCGGGCUCUGCUCCUCUUCUCCCCCUCCCCCGUCCUCCAGGAGCGAGUGCUGGAGUUCUACAGCCGGACCUUCUCCGUCUACAUGACCCGGGAGGGCCAGACCGAGGAGGGGGCCGAGGGCCCCGAAGGGGGGGGCUGCCCGGGCUGCCGGGUCUCCACGCCGCAGUGCUGGUGCUCCGAGGCCCUGGAGCAGCUCCGGGACCUGAGCCACAUCCUCUCCCGGCUGCAGCUGAUGGAGUGGGUCAGCUCGGAGGCCGUCACCUCCAUCCUGCACCGGCUCAUCGAGCAGCGGAUGGAGCAGCACUGCAGGGGCGAGUACGAGCGCUCCUUCCUGCUGGAGUUCCAGGAGUGGCUGGAGCUGGUGCUGGGCUGGCUGAGCAAAGUCUUUGCCAGCGAGGCGGACCAAGCCGGUCCUGUAGCUCCUCCCAGUCCUCCCAGCAGCCUCAGUUCUCCCAGCAUGCACCCUGGCAGCUCGGUGCUGAAGCAGUGGCGCUGCCACAUGCACCAGUUCUUCUGCCGGAUCUACGUCAGCAUGCGCAUCGAGGAGCUCUUCAGCAUCAUCAGAGAUUUCCCAGAAUCCAAAGCGGCCAUCGAAGACCUGAAGUUCUGCCUGGAGAGAACCAAUCAGAGGCAGCAGCUGCUCACCUCGCUGAAGGCGGCCUUCGAGAGCCGGCUGCUGCACCCGGGAGUCCACACCUCUGACAUCCUCACGGUCUAUAUCUCGGCCAUCAAGGCCCUCAGAGAGCUGGACCCCUCCAUGGUCAUCCUGCAGGUGGCCUGCCAGCCCAUCCGCAAGUACCUCAGGACCCGGGAGGACACGGUGAGGCAGAUCGUGGCCGGCCUCACCGGAGACGCAGAGGGCUGCACCGACCUGGCCUCGGAGCUGUCCAGGGGCGACCUCGUGACCCUGGAGCUGCAGGACAGCGACGAGGAGGGCGCCAAGCCCGAGGACUGGAGCCCGGACCCCACCGACGCUGUGCCGGAUAAGAGCGGGUCCAAGCGGCGCUCCUCUGACAUCAUCAGCCUGCUGGUCAGUAUCUACGGCAGUAAAGACAUCUUCAUCGACGAGUACCGGGCGGUGCUGGCGGACCGGCUGCUGCACCAACUCAACUACAACACCGCCAGGGAGAUCCGUAACGUGGAGCUGCUGAAGCUUCGAUUCGGAGAGUCUCACAUGCACUACUGUGAGGUCAUGCUGAAGGACAUGGCCGACUCCCGGAGGAUCAACAGUAACAUCCGGGAGGAGGAGCAGCGGCUGGAGGAGGAGGAGCGGCCUCCUCUCACCCUCUCCUCCAUCAUCCUGUCCUCCGAGUUCUGGCCCACGCUGAAGGAGGAGAAGCUGGAGCUGCCUCCACCCGUCUGCCAGGCCAUGGAGGCCUACACCCGCCGCUACGAGAAGCUCAAGGCCAUGCGGACCCUGAGCUGGAGGCCCCAGCUGGGCUCCGUCACCCUGGACCUGGAGCUGGAGGACCGGACCCUCAGCAACCUGACGGUGUCCCCCAUCCACGCCGCCAUCAUCCUGCACUUCCAGGACCAGAGUAGCUCCUCCUCCUCCUCCUCAUUCUCCUCCCCCCCCCCUGCUCCUCCUAACUUAGCGUGGUGUUCUCCGUCAGGUAGCUGGACCCUGGAGGAGCUGGGCGUGGUGCUGGGCGCCCCCAAGGAGCUGCUGCACAGGAAGCUGGCGCUGUGGCAGCAGCACGGCGUGCUGAGGGAGGAGGCGGGGGGGCGCUACCAUGUGGUGGAGACGGGCUCCUCCAAGGGGGAGGGGGGGCGGGGGGUGGUGCUCAUCGACAGCGACGAGGAGAGAGACUCCAACACCACCACCCAGUCGGAGCAGAGGGAGGAGAAGCUGCAGCUCUUCUGGGCCUACAUCCAGGCGAUGCUCACCAACCUGGACAGCAUGACUCUGGACCGCAUCCACACGAUGCUGCGGAUGUUCGUCGCCACGGGACCCGUCGUCACGGAGAUGGACGUCAACGAGCUGGAGGCCUUCCUGCAGAGGAAGGUCCGGGACCACCAGCUGAUCUUCUCCAUGGGCGUCUACAGACUGCCCAAAGCCAACUGAGGGGGCGAUGCCUUCAGGUGCUCUCUGGAAACACAGGACAGUUUGGUGUGACCGGAGCUGCUCUGGAUGGAUCCUCUUGGUCUGGAGGAGAAACGGGGGAGGGGACGGGAACGCUGCUUUUUAUAUAUAUGAAGGCUACUCCUCUCAAAAGUUUGGUUUUCAAAAUAAAAGCACUUCCUGUGUCAGUGUGGAUUCUGCAGUGA